Umbelopsis ramanniana AG is the source of this 3298-nucleotide messenger RNA. RefSeq lists its product as uncharacterized. The record is from RefSeq and is a predicted model, not a curated record. Bases 14 to 3136 code for a protein of 1040 amino acids. Gene Ontology annotation, biological process: potassium ion transport. The transcript has 17 exons. Gene Ontology annotation, cellular component: membrane. Lineage: Eukaryota; Fungi; Mucoromycota; Umbelopsidomycetes; Umbelopsidales; Umbelopsidaceae.
UCUCUCAUACAACAUGGGAACUUCAGUUCCCGUUGGUGUUAAAUCGAAGCAGCUUCGAAACAUGUACAAAACUCCCUACCUGGCACAAAGGGGAAAUAUCCAUGAUCUCGACAUGCUGAAGCCCACCAAAACCAUGGUUCGUUCUGAAUCAACCACUUUCAAGCGACACAAGCAUCGAGUGACUUGGCGAGAGAAGGUGGCAUUUUGGAUGGAUACUUCAAAGGGAGGACGUAACUGGGAACUCUUGGAUGCGUUUCUGUCUUUACUAUUCGUCAUCAUUUACAUUUGGAACACGCAAUAUGUGAAAAAGGAGCCUAAGGUCCAACCGCUGCCUAAACCUGCAAAGAUAUUUGAGCUAGCGAUUGCUGUCGGAAUAUUGGCGCAAUACUUGCCUCGAGUCGUAAUAGCCCCGCAGCCACACAAAGAAAUGGUCUCUCCCUAUUCCAUUUUAACCUUCAUCGCCACCGUACCGGUCAUGAUUGCUUUCGUACUGUCGACCUAUGAAUGGAAGAGUAGUAUUGAUGAGGAUAUUGUACAUACAUACAUGUCAGCUGGACCUCUCGUGUUUUUAUAUCCCCUUCGAUUCGUUCGUCUGCAUAUGUCUGUAGGGCGUUGUUUACUGCCGGUUAAGCAUGCGGUUAUACAUAUCUCUCUCAUUGCUCGCAAGGCACUACAGCUUGGCACGACCAUUCUGUUCACCAUUCUUACAGUGACUGCUUUCAUCCACGUCUUCACCUUCAAGCAACACGUACAAGAUCCCAAGUUUGAGAGCAUGACCUUUUACAACGCAUUUUUCUUCACUGUUGUGAGUUCUGUAUCAAGCAUUCGCACGGACAUUGUUCCUGAUAACGAGUUUACAAGACUGGUUAUCCUCUAUGUCAUGAUUGCGGGAGCACUGUAUAUACCAACAAGAUUGGCAGAGCUGUUAUCUCUGAUCCAACACCGCUCAAAAUACCGCCACUCAUAUCGGUCCAAGGAUGGUCAGCAGCACGUUAUUGUUACUGGUAGCUUUGAACCAAGCUCUCUGCUUGAAUUUUUGAGAGAGUUUUUCUGCGAGGAUCAUGGAAUGGACGUUCUUUUGACAAAAGUAGUGGUUUUAUGCCCAUACGAGCCUAGUGAAGAAUUGAAUAUUCUUCUCAAUGACCCGUCGUAUGCCUCUCGCGUACAAUAUGUGAAAGGCUCGGCUACUUCCUUCCAUCACUUGAAUAAGGCCAGAGCUGAUGUAGCGUCAGCAGCGUUUCUUCUAAGCUCCAAACUGACACAUGGUGACCAGGAGCGAGAGGAUGCACAACAGUUGACAAGAGCUUUGACUAUGCGAAAGUAUAACAGACACCUUAAACUCUAUGUACAGACGCAUUUACCGGAGAAUGUUGUACACUUUGAUUUCAUAGCACGAUCUGUCAUUUGCGUUGAAGAGUAUAAUAUGGGCUUGUUGGCCCAAAGCGCGCUCAUACCCGGAUUUUCAUCCCUUCUACUUUUGCUGACAACAUCUUUGACUGAAAAGUCCUGCGGCGAAAUGCUCUCGGAAGUGAAGGGACGGAGUGAUAUGAAUUGGAUGCGGGAUUACUUAGAUGGUGCCGGAAACGAGGUUUACCCGGUCAAGUUCUCGCCUAUGCUGACAGGCAAACCAUUCUUACAAGUAGCCGAAAUUAUUUAUGCUCAUAGCGGUUCUCAGUUGUUUGCUAUCGGAAAGAAAAUGAAUGGUUUGACAAGUCUCUCUUCUUCAUACUGUGUUUCACUAAACCCUAAGGACUAUAUCAUUCGCGAUGACGACGUUGGUUACAUCAUCAGUGAAUCCAGUAAUAUUGCCGACUAUGUGCGAGACUUUGGAUUCCGCAACAACACGUUGACUGAGUACCACAGUUUGUUGGAGAACGGUGUUGGAACAUACGGUGGCACAUCUACCAGUACACUCAUCAACAUCGCUGCAGAGAACCGAAAUCCGAGCAACAGCGUUGUGAACGAAGAGUCUGCUGAUGUCGAUGCGCUCAAGGUGAAGUCCAGUCUUGUCUACGAUCCUAUCGAAAGCGACGAUGAUCACAGUAGCAUUGGUCAAACCGAACAAGAAGCUCAAGAGGCGGUUGAUGCCUUAUUAGGUGGAAAUGGUGGUACUUCUCCAGGCUUCAAACGUAGUGGUACAGUUACACCAUCUAAUGAACAGAUGCUGGACCACCGACAAAAGCUCACCGACGCCAAUGUGAAAUAUGCAAAGCAGCAUGCUCAUCAUUCAACAUUUGCUUCACUUCCUGCAGAAGUAGAAGACCAUCUUCUGGUGUGCGAUGUAUCUCAGAAAUUCCCUCGCAACAUCGAGAUUCUGGUUGGUAGCGUUCGUGCCAAGGAAAAGGACAGACCUGUUGUCAUCAUGUGCUUUGCCGAUCCCAAUCCUGAGCAACGUGCUAGGUUGCACCAUUUCCAAAACGUCCAUAUCAUCAAAGGUCGCCCCACGCUGCGUAAAGAUCUAUAUCGUGCUGGAGUUGAACGAAUGUGGCGGUGUAUUGUAUUAAGCGACAAGUCUGCCUCUUCAUCAGACGUAGAAGAAUUUGCUGAUGCCAGCGGGUUAUUGACCGCAUUAAACGUAGAGUCGAUGUCUGACGAAACUGGCUUCAUUGUUGUCGAGUGUUUAGAGCGGGAAACUUUUAAAAUGAUUGGAAUGAGCGAAACGAUCCAGUGUAGUGAAGAAGUCGCCCAGGCGAUGUUACGACCCAGCUUCAUGAGCGGAAACGUUUAUACAUCCUCCAUGCUUGAUACCAUCAUUUGUCAGUGCUACUACAACACUCAUCUGCGAGACGUUCUCUCUCAAUUAAUCUUCAGUCACAAUCCCGAUACGCAAAAUGCCUACACUCGGUUAUGCGAGGGACCUGAAGCUAUCAUGAACUCUGAAGAAAACGACAGUUCUUACGGCAGUAGUGGCCAUGUUUACCAAAUUGAGGUUCCACCUGUACUUCACGGAACCGAUUAUUUAUCGUUGGUGCGGACCCUUAUCAGACAACAUGCAGCCAUUCCAUUGGGGUUGUACCGCACGGUACUGCACCAAGGCGCGCCAACCUCUUUUGUGUAUGUGAACCCUCAACGAGACAGUACCAUUAAGCAAGGCGAUUGUGUUUACGUUAUUGCGGAUGACGACUUUCAGUUGUAGAGGAAGCAGUUCAGUUCAUGACAGAACGGCGCACCGAGCGGGCAGCAUUUCCGCCUCUCCCUUCUUUUUUUUCUAAAAGAAGAUAAAAACAUAGUAUAUAUAUCGUACGAGGUAAUAAAGAGUUUUUAAACGCCAGUUCCAUGGGACUAGCAUGAUGAUUGA